AUGCACAACUUUCAAGUAUCUAAAGAGAUCGCACUACUGGGGCUCUUAUUGUUUGUACUGGGUCUGGCAGUCGGGCCUAGUAUUCUCUGGGCACUGCUGUCUGAGGAAUAUGGCAGACAAUAUUUGUUCAUCAGCACUUAUGCGGCAUUCGUGGCCUUUACUGCUGGGGCAGCCGUAUCGAAAAACGCCCAGACCCUGAUCAUUCUUCGUUUCUUUUCUGCCUUCUUCGGGGCAGCACCAUACACGAACGCGAGCGCUGUCAUUGCCGACAUGUUUCCUGCGUCUGAACGAGGCCUCGCCAUGACUAUUUUCGGAGCGGCGCCGUUCCUCGGACCUGCGAUAGCUGCUGGUGGUUGGCGGCGGAUUCAGGGGCUCAUGGCCGCCUUCGGCGGUGUCAUCUUCAUCUUGUGCUGUGUCUUCGUGCCAGAGACGUACGCACCUUAUUUGCUCCGUCGACGAGCAAAAAGGCUAGCUACAGCAACCGGAAAAUACUUCAGAUCUUCUUUCGAGAUCCACCAGGGAAGGAAGACAUUCGGCCAAGAGCUUGCGCGUGUACUCGGUCGACCAUGGGUUCUCCUGGUCCACGAGCCGAUAGUCUUGCUCAUGACGAUCCACUUGUCAGUAAUUUACGGGACUCUGUACCUAUUCUUUGCGGCUUUUCCCAUCGUCUACCAAUUACAGAGGGGCUGGCCUCCGGCCAUCUCCGGUUUGGCCUUCCUCGGGACGGUCGUGGGAAUGUGCGUCUCGAUACUCUACGUGGCCUUGUACGACAACAAGCGAUAUGCUCGGAUCAUUCAAUCAAAUAACGGCGCUGCUCCCCCGGAGGCACGGCUCCCCGUGGCUAUGCUCGGUGCAGUGCUCGUCACUGGGGGCCUGUUCUGGUUUGCAUGGACCAACGGCUUUGACGUACACUGGAUCGUCUCCAUCGUUGCAUCAGGCUUCUUCGCUGCAGGAAUGGUUCUUGUGUUUGUUGGCGUUUGUAAUUACUUGAUCGACUCUUACGUCCUCUAUGCGGCUUCGGUGUUGGCUGCCAAUACUGUGGUGCGGUCCAUCUUCGGCGCGGCAUUUCCUUUAUUCACUGAGCAGAUGUACAACAACCUCGUGUAA
Molecule: messenger RNA, 1107 nt
Organism: Diaporthe citri
Lineage: Eukaryota; Fungi; Ascomycota; Sordariomycetes; Diaporthales; Diaporthaceae
Exons: 3
Coding region: 1-1107 (368 amino acids)
Biological process (GO): transmembrane transport
Molecular function (GO): transmembrane transporter activity
Source: RefSeq, a predicted model, not a curated record